AUGUCAUCCUUCAACCUUGAGGAGAUCUUCCGUCAAGAGGAGAAGGUUCUUUGUCGUGCACUUCGAGAUUCAAACAUUCCGAAGAUCGUUGCCGAGGAUACAGAGAUCUUCCUUGGACUUAUUGGAGACCUGUUUCCCUCGGUCGACGUCCCCCGGCUCCAGGAUAAGAAUUUCGAGGCUCUCAUCAAGAAGUCCCUCCUUGCCCAGCGCCUUCAAGCAGAGGACAGCUUCAUUCUUAAGAUCGUUCAGUUUGAGGAGCUCCUUCAAAUUCGUCACUCUGUCUUUAUCCUCGGAUCCUGCGCUGUUGGCAAAACAAAGUGUUGGACGACCCUUGCCGAGACGUAUAAGCUCCAGAACAAGAAGAUACAGUAUCAAGUCAUCUCGCCGAAAUCUAUCACAACCCGUGAGCUUUACGGCUACAUACACCCUGCAUCCCGCGAAUGGAAAGAUGGAAUUUUCUCCACCAUUAUGCGUGACCUGGUUGCUAUACCGAAUACUGAACCCAAGUGGAUUGUUCUAGAUGGUGAUAUUGACGCCCUUUGGGUCGAGAGUCUCAACACGGUUAUGGAUGACAACAAGAUUCUGACGCUCGCUAGUAAUGAGCGCAUUCCCUUGAUGCCGUACAUGCGCCUCGUUUUCGAAAUCGGCGACCUCAAAUACGCAUCUCCUGCCACCGUUAGUCGCGCAGGGAUUAUUUACAUUAAUGAAACAGAUGUCGGUUGGCUCGCAUAUUCUGCUAGCUGGGUGGAGCUCCGCGAGUCCAGUCUGGAAAGAAGCACUCUUACAGUUCUUUUUGAGAAGUAUGUUCCCCCGGUUCUCGAGGCCAUGCGAAAGCAACUCAAGACGGUCACUCCUGUCGCAGACAUGUCAGUUGUCCAGACAAUCUGCAGACUCCUCGAUGCCUUGUUGUCUGAAUAUUAUACAUCGCCGGGAUGCAAGGUCAAUACAGCAAAUGCUGCCCUUAUACAGCAGCAGGGGUCUUCGGGAGGAGCUCAAGGCGAGGGUGGAAAGAUAGUUGAUUACUUUAAAGACAUAUUGGAAUACUUUUUCAUAUUUGCAACUAUUUGGGCCAGUGGGGGCACGAUGUUUAAGGAUCAGCUGACAGAUCACCGCAAACAGUUUACAAAGUUCUGGAAGACGGAGUUCAGUAAGGGAAUAACAUUUCCAGCUAUCGGAGAGGUCUUCGAUUACUACGUUGCCAUCAACGACGAGACAGGCGAGCCGCGCUGGCAAACAUGGGACGACAGGCUUACUCCCUACGUCCACGAUGACGAGGCGCUGCCGAGCCAGGUUCAUGUGGAGACCAUCGAGACUUAUCGCCUUCACUACAUGCUUGAACGCCUUGUUAAAAAUGGCCAUCCUGUUCUCUUCUGUGGACCAGCGGGCUCUGGUAAGACGAGCCUCCUUAAGAGCAUGGUCGGGUCACUCAAUGACCAAGAGUAUGGUAGCGCCAGUAUAGCCCUAAACUACUACACUACAUCCAUGCUUCUUCAGACAAUUAUGGAAAGCUACCUAGAAAAGAAGGUUGGUCGCCGCUACGGCCCUGUUGGGAACCGGAAGCUGAUCUACAUCAUAGACGAUCUAAACAUGCCGCAGGUUGAUACCUACGGAACACAACAGCCUCUAACUCUUAUUCGUCUUCACCGCGACUAUCUUUUCUGGUUUGACCGCGAAAAACUCACAAUCAAGGAGAUCACCAACUGUCAGUAUCUCGCGUCUAUGAAUCCAUAUUCAGGGUCUUUCUCUGUUGAUCCUCGCCUGCAGUGGCACUUUUCCACCUUCUCAGUUGACUUCCCCUCUGACGAGAACCUGAAGCAAAUUUAUGGGUCUCUUUUGCGCGGGCAUUUUACGCGAGAAGAGGCUGGCUUCCCGCAUGGCGUCUCAAAGGCGUGGGAGGCAAUCACCAAUGCAUUACUUAAGAUCCAUAGCAAGGUAUCCAGUUCGUUCCUCCCUACAGCCAUCAAGUUCCACUACAUGUUCAAUCUGAGGGAUCUCACGAAUAUCACCGAGGGCCUCAUGCGUGCAACCCGGGACACGAUUAAGACAACCCCGCAGCUGAUUCAGCUCCUUGUUCACGAGUGUGCACGUGUGUACUGCGACAGAAUGGUUACCAUGGAAGACAAGGAAGCAUACUCGAAGUUAGUGGAGGAAGUUGUCAUGGCAGAUCUCCAGAACAUCAAUCCUCCAAAGGAUCCGAAUGAAGAAGCGGCUGCAAAGGGUAGGCCGAAGUCACAGCCUGGGGGUGUAAUGGCGUCUCAGCCCAUUGCUGUUGACAUGAAAGACGUGUUCCAGAAAGACGAGGAAAACAAUGCCCUUCCAAUUAUCUUUAGCAAUUUCGCGCUUGGGGUUGGAGACGGACGUUAUGGGCAGAUACCCGAUUAUGAUAAGCUCUACCCGCUCCUCAGAGAUGCCUUGGAACAGCACAACGAGGUCAAUGCUGUUAUGGACCUUGUUCUCUUCCGUGAUGCCAUGGAACAUGUUUGCAGGAUAUCUCGUAUAAUUACCACCGGAGACGCCCUCCUUGUCGGCGUCGGUGGUUCUGGAAAGCAAAGCCUGGCGAAGCUCGCUGCUUACAUUAACUCUUAUGAGGUAUUCCAGAUCACUAUCUCCUCAACAUAUGAUAUACCAGACUUUCGAGCAGAUCUCCAGCAGCUAUAUAUAAAGACGGGGCUUAAGGGAAUCCCCACAAUGUUCCUAUUUACAGACACUCAGAUUGUCAACGAAGAGUUCUGUGUUUAUAUUAACGAUCUUCUCAGCUCGGGGAACAUUUGUGGUCUGUUUCCUCCCGAGGAGGAGGAAAAUAUAAUCAACGGCGUCCGCAGUGAGGCAAAGUCUGCAGGUAUCCCUGAGACUCGUGAGAACCUUUACAACUACUUCAUCUCUAAGGUCAAGCAGAACCUUCAUGUUGUGUUAGGAUUCUCCCCGAUUGGAGAAGCAUUUCGAGUACGUGCACGCAAGUUCCCCGCCUUGGUUACAUGCACCACUAUUGACUGGUUCCAAGCAUGGCCCCAUGAGGCCCUUGUUUCCGUUGGAAAGCGUUUCCUUGGAGAGCUGGAAAUGUCGCCGGAGCUUAAGGAUAGUGUUGCACUCUUCAUGGCCGAUGCCAACGGGCUGGUUAACCAAAUGUCCAUUGCGUAUGACCAGGUCGAAAGACGGAAGGCGUACACUACACCAAAGUCAUUCCUCGAGCUCAUCAGUCUUUAUAUAAAGCUUCUCCAUGGACGUAGACGUGAAAUUUAUGACCAGAUAGAGAGGCUAGAGCAAGGAAACACGAAGCUGGAAAAGACCGAGGAAGAUGUGUCAGAGCUGAAGAAGGCCCUUGUUGAGCAGCAGAAGAUUGUUGAUGAACGUAAAAAGGCAGCCGACGAGCUCCUUGAGGUUGUAGAGAAGGAUGCUGCAUUUGUUGGCGAACGGCAGCAGGAGGCAAUGGUGGAGGCUGAGAAGACAGCGGAGGUCGAGAGAGAGGUCACGGCCAAAGAGGAGGUCGCACGACUCGAGCUAGGAAAGGCAGAGCCAGCCAUAGAAGCUGCACAGGCUGCCUUAAACACGCUCAACAAGAACAACCUUGUUGAGCUGCGUUCCUUCGCAUCUCCGUCUGCUGAGAUCGUCAAUGUCAUGGGUGCUGUCAUGUGUCUUCUUGACACACCUGGAAAGCUCCCAAAGGACAGAAGCUGGAAAGCAGCCAAAAACGUUAUGGGUUCCAUUGACACGUUCCUGAACAGGCUCCAAAAUUAUGAUAAGGAUAAUAUUCACGAGGUCAACUUUGCAGCAGCAAAGAAGUACACGUCUGAUCCCAAUUUCACAGGCGAAUUCAUCCGCUCCAAAUCAGUCGCUGCUGCCGGUAUCUGUGAGUGGGCACGGAACAUCGUCUCCUACAACGAAAUCUAUAAGAUUGUUUUGCCGCUACGUGAGGCCGCCGCAGAGGCCGCGAUGCAGCUCGAAGCUGCCCGUAAGAAAUACAAAGCUGUCAUGGACAACGUUGCAAAGCUGAACAAAAAGCUCCAAACUCUCAAGGAUCAAUUUGACAAGG
Giardia duodenalis is the source of this 4030-nucleotide messenger RNA. Its product is annotated as Outer-arm dynein beta. Gene Ontology annotation, molecular function: ATP binding; dynein light intermediate chain binding; minus-end-directed microtubule motor activity. Lineage: Eukaryota; Fornicata; Diplomonadida; Hexamitidae. The annotation marks the transcript as partial. The transcript has a single exon. Gene Ontology annotation, biological process: microtubule-based movement. Gene Ontology annotation, cellular component: dynein complex. The record is from RefSeq and is a predicted model, not a curated record.